AGUGUUUUGAGUUUUCAUGCAGUUCAAUAUUUUAAUACCAACGAGACGUACUUUCUUACCCUUCAACUCUUUCCCGCCACUUAAUUAAUUUGAAAGUUUCUCAGUCACCAGACUUAAUAGAUUUAAUUUGAAACAAUGUUAUCAGAAGAUUUAGAAAAGCUAAUUGGCGAGAAAAAACGUGAAUUAGAAAUAGAGAAAUCUGUUUUAGGAUUAUCUCGGGAAAAUGACAAUGUCAUCAGUACAGAAGAGAAGAAAAUUGGAAAGAGCGUGUCUUACGAUCAUGUAGAGAAAAAUGCGACACAAGAGGAGAGAAAAGAAGACAUUACAGAAGAAAUACCACCGGACUUGGAGAGAUAUAUCCGACGCUACAUAGGUCUACCACUCAUGUUGAAGACGGGGGAGUUCUCCCCUAACAACCCCCUUAUCAGGGGGGAGCGGUCCGGUGGCGAUGUGCUGUUUGGCUUGGGGGAGUACGAACAUAGGAAGAACACGCUAAAGAAGAUCCAACAGAAACAGUAUAGAGAGUAUUUGGAUCAGCAAGCUCAACUGAAGAGAGAGGCGCGCGAAAAGGCGGAACGCGAGAGAAAAGAAAAGGAGGAGAAAGAGAGGUUAGCUGAGGCGGAGCGAGACAGGGAGACGUUAGAAGGAGAUCAGUGUAACACAAGACGAGGUAGCUUCAGUCGGUCGCGCGUGUGCGGAGCGAAUAACGCGUAUACAACUAAAGUGGAUACAGGGAUACAAGUGGACAGACAUGCACCGCUGUCGGUUGCUGUACAAACGGACGACUGCGAUUUGUUGCGGGUAAGCGGAACAAAUUUAACAGAAGCGGAACGGGAACUGUCCCCGCGUACAGCCCUCGACAACAAACACUCCGGCUGGAAUUGUGACUAUUCCAGGCCGUCGAAUGUUCGGUCCGACGACGUCAGAAGCCGGCGCCGGAGCUAUGGAGAUUUUGACGAUCGCAAUAAGAGAAGUGACAUAUACACUCCGUCAAUACUUGACGCCGAGGCUAUUCAAUUGCGUAACCAAAAAGCUGUUCAGGAAGCAGCGGAGCGCAGGUCGCGGUACCAGCAAGAGCUUCGAAAGCAAAUACACGAGCAGCAGGCCAUCAGACUGGAGAGAGAGAACAGAGAGAAAAUGCUAGAGCAGGCGGAAAUGCGAAGGCUCGAGGAACAGCUUCGUUCGUUGAAGACAGCUCAGGAAAGAGAGAGACGGAGGCAUUGCGAUAUCAAUGAUACGAUGAAACGAAGUUCCAUGCAAUUCGAAAGAGACAGGCUAAACCUUCAAAAGGAAAUCGACGAAGAAAAAAAAGCCUUGCUUCAAGUAAGAAACAAGACUCACGAGAAACAUCGCGAGCAACGGCUGUAUUCGCCUAAUUAUGAUUUGGAAAAUUAUCUGAGAAAGAACCUUAAUCCAACUAAGGAGAGUUUACUAUCGAGUGCGUUAGGGUCUCAUUUUAGGGAGAAUUUACCCGAAAACAGGGAGAUUCGAAAGCUAAAUGACAUGACUAGGAGUUGGCAUGGAAAUCCUAUUUUAGAAGAAAAUAGGUCGCAAAUGGUACAAAGUUGGCAUCAAAAUGAUAAUUGGACUGAAAAUGCAAAUAAACCAUACGAUCCAAAAUACGUAUUUAAAAACAAAACAGAAAAUGCAAUUACAGAAAACAAUAAGGUAACCAACAAAAAUGAAUUUGGCGAUACGAUUGAAAGUAAAAUUGAACUUAGGAACGAACGUAAAGAACCAAUUCUACUACACGAUGCAGACAACGAAUCGGUGAUAACGAAAAACCGUCCAGAUACCGUUAAGUUCGAUUUACCGAUUCCAGUCUUACGUCACUCACCGGUACAGAUAAAAGCCGACGAUUUAAAAGAGUUAAACGAGUUGAGUAAAGAAAUGAAGGUAGUUGAUGAUAAAUGGAAAGUGCCGGCAGUUCAGAAGAAUAUAUUGAAAAGUUUGAAAAGCGAGGGUCGGGACAUUAACAUAUUGACUCAACUCGGUUCUAUUAGAAGACAGUUACAAUUAGAGCAAAUGAAACUGGAUUUGAAUAAGAAAUAGUUUCAGUUCCAAAGUCUCCACAUUUCCAAAGUAUAGAUCCUUUUCUAAUUUCACCAAAACUAGCUAGAUGUAAGUCCUUAGAUAGGUUUAAGUAAAAAAUAUAAAAAUCAUGUUUUAUAUUCAAAAUAUAAUAGUUGUUUCCUCGUGAGUUAAUUUACAAUUUUUUAAAUAAAAUAAAUUUAUUUUAUUAAAAUGGGUCUUAGACCAGUUUUUAAUAGAAGAUUGCUGGCAAGUAGGUCUUAACUCUGUCAUAAUAAAAUAAAAUUGAAAUAAUACUAAAUCUAUUUUGAGUAGAGAUGAGACUUAAUUUUAUACGACUGGUCAAAAGUAGAUCUUAAUGUAUCUUCUCAAAUCAAAUCAUAUCUUAAUCUUAUGUAAGAGACAUAUAAAAUGAAACAGUCAGAAAUAAGACUAAAUUUAUGUUAUUAUGACAGAGAUAAGACUUAACUUUAGUAAGACUGGUCCAAAUUAAGUCUCAACUCUUUCAUAUAAAAUGAAACAGACAGAAAUAAGACUUAACUUUUGUAAGAUUAGUCAAUAGUAAGUCUUAAUUCUUUCAUAUAAAAUAAACAGUCAGAAACAAGAUUAUAAAAUAUAAUUAAUAGAUUUUAGUAUGAAGGGAGGUAAGUCAACUGCCAUAAAAUACUUAGAAUUAUUUAUAUACAUAAUUUGAGCCUAGAUAAGUUAUACUUUUUGCAACAAUCUCAUGCAGAGCUUAAUAAUAAUUCAAAUUGUGUCGUUAUUAUAAAAGUAUUUUUUUCCAAAUAAAAAAAAAGUUUUCUUAAGUCGAAAAAUUACUUUUGAUCAAUUUAUGAACGCCACAUCCACCAUAAAACCGAAAUAUUUUUAUGCAUAAUUAUAAAGUUGUAUUUAAAAGUGAAAACAUGUUUUUUGUAUGUAUUCUUAAUGCUUACGCCGUCCGUUUUAUAAAUUUUUGUAUUUUUGGCUUAAAAAUAAAAUGCCUUAUAAAUUUUAAAAUAAUGUUGAUUAUAGUUUUAUAAUUUUAAUGCUAAUUAAUACCUACGUAUAAAAUUUGUACAUUUAUUUAGAUAUAACAAUAUAUUAUUAGGAAAAAAAUAUUUGUUGAAUUGAUUUUUUCAGUGAUGUUGAUUUUGUAUGUAUGAUAAUUAUAUGUUAAUUUUUAUGUUAGUAUUUUUAAUUUGAAGAAUAAAUUAUGCUAUAUGUAAUAAAGGAUGCGACUACACGUGAGAUAAUGUAAAGUACCAUCUGCGUAUUGUAGUUGUUGUUGAUAAUUUCUCCCCAAAUCCUAUAAAUAUUUUGUAAAUAAAAUUAUUUAACUAUACUAUAGAUACUCUUGUAGUCAGCCAUAAUGCCUAAUCAAUUGUUUCAGGUUUCUGUUAUGUAUUAGUAUUAUGCUGACCGUACCGAAGAACGAUGCCGUAUUCAUAGUCGCAAUCUUUAUUGUUUUUGUCGAAAAGUACAAGAUAUUCCAAGUGUCUGUUGUUCCUAUAUACUAAUAUUAAAUUUAUGUUAUUUUAAUUAAUAUAGUUUUCUAGUACAUAUUAAAUUAUGUUUAAUAUUGUAUUAUUUCUGGUUUUUAUUUUUGAAUUGUUAAGUAUUUUGUUUACAUAUAUUUUGUAGUAAAAUGUUUGCUAAACUUAAAAUACUAAUGAUUAUUUCCAAUUUAAAUAGAAACAGAGAAUGCAUGAAUUUAGUUUAUUAUUACAUUUAUUUGGUAUUUUUAUUAAAUAUCUCCGAAUAAAAAAAUCGUAAUAUAAAAAUACAUCUGUUAAUAUGCUGACUGUAUUUAAUUAUUGGCAGCCAUCUUGUGUUGUUGAUAGAGGCUGGUGGUAACUUGAAAGACUCGAGAUUUAUAGAUGUAGAUAAUAUAUGGAAGUGAUAUUAGGUAAGGAAUGCACACCAAAAUAGUAAAAAAUAAUAAUAUUGUUAUUUAUAGUUAAGCUACGUACAUACAAUUGCACGUGUAACGCCAAACGCAUAAGCUUGUGUUAUUUUUGUAAUGCUAUUAAUUAAAUAUUAGUGAAAAUUAAAGUUUUUUUAUUAA
This is a messenger RNA of Leptidea sinapis, 4078 nucleotides long. RefSeq names its product trichohyalin-like. The record is from RefSeq and is a predicted model, not a curated record. The transcript has 10 exons. Lineage: Eukaryota; Metazoa; Arthropoda; Insecta; Lepidoptera; Pieridae. Bases 136 to 2052 code for a protein of 638 amino acids.